AACAAUGGUGAUUCCGAUCAAUCUCCACCACCUCCUCCGCCUCCUGUAGUGCCUUAUGGAACAUUCCAGGGUGUUCCUUCUUCAUCCCCUGCAAUGGGUUUCCCUCAGCCUGCCCCACCUCCUGGUUCCAUGGAUCCUCCUCCUGACUACUACACUCGUGGCUAUCAAGCCGUUCCAGGUUAUGUGGUUGCUGAAGGAAGACCAUUGAAUGCGCAUCGCCUUCCUUGCUGUGGCAUCGGUUGUGGCUGGUUCUUGUUCAUAAUUGGGCUCUUCCUGGGUGGUAUCCCUUGGUAUGUUGGGGCAAUUUAUCUUAUUUGUUGCCGAAAUGUGGAUCAUAGAGAGAAGCCAGGAUAUGUUGCCUGCACAAUUGCUGCUGUUUGUGCUGUUAUAGCCACUAUUUUUGGUGUGUCGAAACUAAAUGACUGAACAUAUCCUUGUGGCAUUUCAAUUCUCUGAAAGAA
Messenger RNA from Chenopodium quinoa (quinoa), 461 nucleotides. RefSeq names its product 60S ribosomal protein L18a-like protein. The transcript has 4 exons. NCBI's taxonomy places the organism in Eukaryota, Viridiplantae, Streptophyta, Magnoliopsida, Caryophyllales, Amaranthaceae. The annotation marks the transcript as partial. The record is from RefSeq and is a predicted model, not a curated record.